Cryphonectria parasitica EP155 is the source of this 1023-nucleotide messenger RNA. RefSeq lists its product as uncharacterized. The transcript has a single exon. NCBI's taxonomy places the organism in Eukaryota, Fungi, Ascomycota, Sordariomycetes, Diaporthales, Cryphonectriaceae. The coding region runs from base 1 to 1023 and encodes 340 amino acids. The record is from RefSeq and is a predicted model, not a curated record.
AUGACCAAGAUGCAGGGCAAGAGCGAGAUGUGCAGCAAGGCCGUUGCCAAGAAAAAAUCUCCCGUCUUUCACAAAUUCACAGAGCUAUCGGCCGAGCUCCGCCUGCUCAUCAUCGGCGCGGCGCUCGACGAGGACCGCAAGCACCGUCCAACCCGAGUGGUGCUGCUCGACCCCACCACGCGGCGUAUCUCCCCGACGGUGGACCUUGGGGACAAUCCCUCGCCCCUUCUUUUCGUCAACAUGGAGUUUCGCGAAGCUGCCCUCGAAACUUACGUCAGGCUGUCCGUACUGGACUUGGGCUACCCGGACGUUGGACAGUAUGGCAACGAGACCGACUGGUACGAUGGUGAUGGCUGUCUGCGUUAUGUUCCGGCCAUCGCCCAGCAGAUUGACCGCGAGGCCGAAAGGGGCAAACCUAGGGUAAUUUCUGACACUUAUCUUGUCUCUUUCUCUCCACUUCUCAUGCUCAUACACAUACACAUCACGCCGUAUUCGAAGCAUCUGUCGAGCCAUGACAUGACAAGGACGCGGACUGACCAGAGGCAUCCAUCCGUUCAGGGCGGCAUCUAUCUCGACGUCAAGAAAGACAUCUUCAUCAUAGGCUCCACACCUAGACAGAUCCUCGAGACAGGCGCCUUCCAGGAGAUGUGUGACUGCGAAGAGGGCCCCUGGUGUCUGCCUGCCUUCCGCCUCACCGAGAAACUUCCCUUCGAAGCCUGUGCCGAGGUCGUGACGAUGCGUGAGCUCACAUGGGAUCCCGCCAGGAGCUGUACCCAUUGCGGUACUUACCAUCCUCCCCGGUCCGACAAGGACUUCUUCAUGAGCAGGGGCCACAUCCCUCCUCUGUAUGACGCCGCCAUCUUCUCCAGUGUGAGCGCGUUUGGCUAUUAUAUCAUGAGUGGGGAUGUUGACCCGGAGCAGUUCCUAUUCGAGGUGACCGCCCUGGAGAGCGCCGAUUUCCUGAAGGAGUGGAGUGAGAGGUUCUAUAAGGCUGUGUACCUCAACGGCAAGAUUGUGGCUUGA